Molecule: messenger RNA, 3048 nt
Organism: Scleropages formosus (Asian bonytongue)
Lineage: Eukaryota; Metazoa; Chordata; Actinopteri; Osteoglossiformes; Osteoglossidae
Product: leucine-rich repeat and fibronectin type III domain-containing protein 1-like protein
Exons: 5
Coding region: 472-2382 (636 amino acids)
Molecular function (GO): protein binding
Source: RefSeq, a predicted model, not a curated record
UCUCCUCCCGGUUACAUCCCGCUCCGUGUGCCUGACAUUUUUCCUGCUGAACCUCGCCUAUGUGACGCCUGUUUCACACAGCUCGGGAUGUGUGUUCCUGUGAAUACCGCCAUUUCUUCUGAGCUGUCACUCGGAUGAGAGCGUUUCUUUCUUCUGGAGCAUCUUUGACCGAACACAUCUCCUCAUCUGAGAUGUCCGCGUGAGCGCCCGUUCUCCCGUCGCACAUCGAACCCCUCCUUACCCACCGACAUUCCCGCAAUACAAAGGAGCGGUGCGACACACCUGAAAGCUUGUUGGAUGGUGUGUUCUGGUUGGAUAUCCACACUUACAAUUCCUUUGAUUCGACUGCAGCAAGAGCAGAAUGUGGACCCAGACUGCCUAGCAAGCCAGAGCUUCUGAGGAUUUCUACAUUUUGAGAGCCAUUGCUACAUAUUAAUCAAUCCUUCUGCUGCUCAGCCAAGGACAUCUGCCAUGGAAAUUCUGCUUCUCUAUGUGGCGGUGCUUGCUGUGCCCAUGUCUGCCAUGCUGUGCCCCAAACGUUGCACAUGUCAGAACCUGCUGCCCUCCUACACUGUCCUGUGUGCCAAGACAGGACUGCUGUUUGUGCCUCCCAACAUCGAUCGGCGCACAGCUGAGUUGCGGUUGAUGGACAAUUUCAUCACCACAUUACGGCACAAAGACUUUGCCAACAUGUCCAGUCUCAUCCACCUCACUCUGUCACGCAACACUAUCAGCCAGAUCAAGCCUUAUGCCUUCUCUGACCUGCAAGACCUGCAUGCCCUGCACCUGGACAGCAACCGACUGACCGCCCUGGAUGACACCCACUUUCAAGGCUUAGUUAACCUGCGCCACCUAAUUCUUAGCAACAACCAGCUACAGCAUAUCACUGAGGGGGCCUUUCAGGACUUUCUAGAUACACUGGAAGACCUUGACCUUUCUUACAACAAUUUAGCGGACAUUCCCUGGGAGACGGUGAGCCUGCUAACCAGUGUUAACACCCUCAGCUUGGAUCACAAUCUCAUUGAGUUUGUCCCGGAGGGCAUAUUUUCCAAUUUGCACAAGCUCGCUCGUCUGGACAUGACAUCCAAUAAGCUGAAGAAGAUACCACCAGACCCACUCUUUUUGCGCAUCCCAGUCUACGCUAAGAUGAAGGGGUCACCACUUACAGCAUUAGUGCUCAGUUUUGGGGGGAACCCUCUACACUGCAACUGCGAGCUGGUGUGGCUGAGGCGACUGACCCGUGAGGAUGACCUGGAGACAUGCGCUUCACCCCGAGAACUUGCUGGCAAGUACUUCUGGACCAUUCGAGAAGAGGAGUUUGUCUGUGAGCCACCUAUGAUCACACGCCACACCUCCAAAAUGUUUGUGAUGGCAGGGCAGGAAGUGAGCUUGCGCUGCAAGUCAGUGGGUGAUCCUGAACCCUCUACCCAUUGGGUAAGCCCAGAAGGAAAGGUAAUCGGCAACACUUCACGUACCAUCUGUUAUGAAAAUGGCUCCCUGGACAUCUUGGCCACCACUGUUAAAGACUCGGGUGUCUUCACUUGCAUUGCAUCCAAUGCAGCAGGUGAAGCCACUGCCUCUGUAGAGCUGGUGGUCAACCCUUCGCCCCACUUUGACCCGAAGCUGGAGCCAGAGCCAGGCCCCUCAGACAUUCCUACCUCCAUGAAGUCCAAUGCCAGUGGCAGCCAAACACGUCCUGAACAGCAGUCGGUCACUGUGUCAGAGCUCACUUCCUCGUCUGCCACUAUUCACUGGCCUCCGCAGAACCACAUCCCAGGGAUGCGCAUGUACCAGAUCCAGUAUAACAGCUCAUCUGACGACAUCCUUAUUUACAGGAUGAUCCCAGCCUCACAUAAGCUCUUCCUGCUGAGUGACCUGGCUUCAUCUCGGGACUACGAUUUGUGUGUCUUGGCAGUGUAUGACGAUGGAAUUACCGCACUGACAGCCACCCGUCUGGUGGGCUGCGUGGCCUUCACCACCGAGCGAGAGUACCGCCAGUGCCGCUCCAUCCAUGACCAGUUUCUGGGGGGCACCAUGAUCAUUAUCAUUGGUGGCAUUAUUGUUGCUUCUGUGCUGGUCUUUAUCUUUAUCCUCCUCAUGAAGUACAAGCUCCACAACAACCACUACAAGCAGAAGGCUGCCAAGGUGAGCAACGUGUGCUUGCAGACAAAUGGGGGCCAGGCUGGGGUGCCGCCGCCACCCACCUUAUCUGCAAGUUCGGCCAGCAAGCCCCCACUGAGGACCACAAGCUCCAGCAGUGACAGGGUGUCACAUGACCCCCCCCAGACGCAAGAGUGCUGCCCUUUUAAAGGGACCACAGUGGUAGACUUGAACCCAGAGUACAAGAAGACUUUCGUUGAGGACGACACUGUAUCACAAUAACACAGGGACUAGCCUCAUUUUCUGGUGCUCCACUUGCCUUACCAAGGAUUUUAUUGUGUCCAAGGUGAGACUGGUUCAUGCAUGCACCUAGCUAAGAUUCACGGUCAUGCAUAUUGAUGGGACUAUCUCAGCUGAUUAACGGUUCUGCUGUCACCCCUCUUCUCAUUUAGGGAGCUGCGCUAAGUCAGUGCCUUGUUUGCGCAUCAGUGACCCUACGGUAUUUGCGUAGGGUGGUUGACAGGAAGGAUGGAGUAUGACCAGUAAGGUUUUGAAUGGUUGAAAUUGUGGUCUGACCUUUCCUUGAUAUUUUUUAGUUGCCAAAUUAUACUGGGAUUCUGUGUCAGUAUCACUGUCUAUUAAUGUGAAAAAAGUCAGGAUACUCAUACAACAAUGCUGUGUUUCCUCAAUGUGGUCAAAUAAACCAGGCAAACUAAAGGCAGCCUUCCAGUCCCCUGAUGAGAUGCUAUCUUUUGACAUUUCAAUUUCACUAAAUCAGUCAUUACCACCUCCAUUCCAUCUCCAGGUAAUUUUUUUUUUUUUUUUUUUGUAUUUAAUAAUAGAAUAGGGCAGAAAUAGGGCACUUCCUGCCCCAUCUUUGUCCUAAUGCAAGCCAAUCUGCUGGGAUAUAUGUGCACCCCUUGCUGCAUGCUUGACUUUGACACCUAA